GUCUUCUUUAAUCCAAUAUGGCGGUAAACGAUUUAUGAAAGGUGCGAAUUGUUUUGGUUCGAAACGAGAAUUGAAAAUUGGAAAAAAACGCCGAAACGCGAAAAAACGUACGAAAAAUGAAUUGACGUCGCGAAAUUAUACGUGCAACGCUCUGUUUGGUUUUGAAUCGAAGUGAGUUUUGUGUCAAUAAUAGUGUUAUAUUUAUGUGGUAUUUAAUUCUAAUGAUUGCACAAAUGAUAUGUGGCCAUAUAUUUAGCGAAAGAUAUGUCUACUAAUGAUAAAAAUACAUGUUCGGGCGUAAGUGAUAAGACUGUAGUGGUAAAAGAGGAAACAAGUGUUGUUGUUCGGGAUGAAGUCGGUGAGAAAAAAACGGAAAAACACAGGCGAAAGGUGUCCUUUCCUCAUGAUGAGCAGCUAGUCACCAAAUACUUCGAACCAGCCAACCCUUGGCAUGAAGUGCCGACGACGACGCGGGCGCAGCUCGCCGCCGAAUACCUGGAGGCGUGCCGGCGUCACGGCACGCCGCCGAUCGACUCUGUGCUGCAGCAGAUACGGGAGUUACCCGAGAACACGAUAGGCGGCAGCACGCGCGCGUCCCGCCUCGCGCUCGCCUCGUGUUCGCUUCGCGGCUGCGCGCCGAUCGACGCGCUCGAGGCGCUGCUGAGGAAGGUGCAAUUUCGCAGGCUCGAGAUGGACCAAGUGCACGUCGACGACGAGGGCGCGGAAGCGAUUUUUGAUAUGAUCGAAUACUAUGAGAGCGCGACGGCUGUUUGCAUCAAUGGGCAGAGGCAUUUCGGCAUUAGAGGAUGGCAGUCUGCCUCUAGAAUGAUCAAGAAGAGCGCAGAGCUGUCGGAGCUGGAGAUAUCCGAGAGUCCGUUGGAGGCUGCGCACGCGGAGGUGCUCGCUCGUGCGCUGAAACCGCUCGCCUGCAGGCUGCGGUCGCUGUGCUUGCAACAGGCGAACCUGGCCGGAGAGCCGCUCUUGUGUUUGGUGAUCGCGCUGAAGUCGAACAGCUCGGUGCGCGAGCUGCGGCUCGGCGACAACCGGCUGGAGCCGGCCGACGCGUGCCAGCUCGCCGCGCUGCUGCGCUACAACAUGCGGCUGCAGCUGCUCGACCUCUCCAACAACUCUAUACAGGACGCCGGCGUGGGCCACAUAGCGGAGGCGCUGGUCGCGCAGUCGCAGCACACGCCGCCGUCGGCGCCCACCUCGCCGCUCUCGCCGCACCACUGUCCGCUGAGUGGCUACGAGUCGCGCGGCCUCGCCUUCCUUGUGCUCUGGAACAAUCAGCUGACCAGGAAUUGCACCAACCACCUGGCGAGGGUUGUGCGUGUAACCCAAUCGCUCUGCGUGCUGAACGUGGGCCGCAACUCGCUCGGCUCGGACGGCGUCCGCGCGCUCGUGUCCAACGGCUCCGGGGCGCUGGUGUCGCUGGGGCUGCAGGCGGCGCGGCUCGGCGCCUCCGCGGCCAAGUGUCUCGCGGAAGUGAUACGGGCGGAUUGUAAGCUGCAGCGUGUAACCCAAUCGCUCUGCGUGCUGAACGUGGGCCGCAACUCGCUCGGCUCGGACGGCGUCCGCGCGCUCGUGUCCAACGGCUCCGGGGCGCUGGUGUCGCUGGGGCUGCAGGCGCCCAGCGAGGAGGAUAAACGCGUCCGCCUGCGCUCCCCGGCGCCGUCCCCGGCGCCCUCGCCCGCGCCGUCCCCGGCGCCCUCGCCGUCCCCGUCCCCGGCCGGCAGCCCCGUGCCGAACACGCACGCCACGUCGAGGUUCUAUGUGACGCGGGUGACGCCCGAGAGGGAUUCGUCCACGGACAGCUCGAGUCCGUCCACGCCGACCCGCCCCUCGUACUGCUCUACGCCGUCGAGAUUCAAAGUUGUGCAGGUAGCCGAGCCGCCCCAAAUACAAAUUCACCCGGCUCAACCGAGAAGACCAUCAUCAAGAUUCUCCGUAACGAGAAACUACGAUACCAUAUACAACCCCUCCCCCUCGCCAACACCUUCGCCACUGACGGUUGCUACUGAAAAAGUACCUGAGAAAACUCCUAAAAGUGAUCCCAAUGAAAAAAAAUGUGUGAAAAGUGAUUCUCAAGACAAUGAAAGUGAUACUAAAGACGAUACAAGUGUAAAAAUUGACACUAAAGAUAGUGAAAGUGUUGAUAAACGUAAAGAUGAUGUUGUUUUGUGUGUUAGUGACACAAAGGAUGAUAAGAGUGUCAAAGCGGAUGGAGAGUGUGUAAAAUGCGAUACGGAAGUUGUUAAAAAUGAACAGUUAACUGCUAAAAUGAAAGAAGGCCGUGUUGAUGAUGUAAAAAUUGUGCAAAAAGCUGAAUGUAUCCCUCAAAUCGUUAAAAAUGAUGGAUCCCAUCUGCUAAGUUUAACUGGUGAUACUGGAAAAGAAGUUAAAACUGAUGACACUAAUGUCAAAUGUGAUAAAUUGAAGGAUGAAAUGUGUAAAGCAACAUAUUCUGAUAGAAAUGUGAUAAAAGAUACUAAAGUGUCAGAAGUUGUUGAUAGUGUGAAGAAGUUAGAAAACGAAAAGAAAGAAGGAAACAACGUGGUAAUGAAGGGUGACAUUAUUAGUGGACCAUUAGCUGAGAUAAGUGUUGUAAAGGUUGAUGACAAAAGCGCAAACAUUGGAACGCAAAUUGACGAAACGAAGCCUGUUUUGCAUACGGAUGCUAAAGAAAUAGUCGCAAGGUCUGGUUCAGAUACAGAUAAUAAGGCUGAAUUAGCGUCUAAAAAUGUGAAGAAGAUCGAGAGCGUAGUCACGGAAAUAGUGACGGAAAUUGAACCGCUCGAGGUUUUAAUCAAAUCAGAAUCUGUGAUACAAGGAACUAAACAUGUAGAAAAUAAAACAGAACUUCCACCGAUAUGUUUAAUAAGUUCUGGUGAUAAAAGUGUAUCCGAACCUACGCCUCAAGCAGUGGACAAAGAUACGGGUGUUGUUAAAGUUGCUGUCACGAAUGUAGUCGAUAACAUUGAUGUGUGGGAUCCCUUACGAACUAUGUGCAAAGAUACGGCUGAAUGUGAAAAAGAUGUCGCGAAUACGCAAACCGUUGAAUGUGAAGACGUUAAAAGUGAUAACAAAGUGAUUGGAGACGCGAAUGUGAUAAGUGAUAGUGUUAAAGAUGUUCUAGAUGUUAAAGUUAGUGAUAAUGUUAAAAUAGGAGAUAUACUAAAAACGGACAGCGGUUAUAACGAUAGAGUCGAACAAGUGUCUCACUGUGAAACAGUUAGUGAUGUGGGUGAUGAUAAAAUCGUUAAAACGGAGACGAAAUUAGUUAAAAGUAACGUAGAAGUGACCGAAACGGAAAAGUUGGAUGUGGAGGUUACGGUUACGGUGAAAAGCGAAACGAAUACCGUUAAAACCAAAGUACAUAGUGACCAAAAUGUAAAUAUAGGUAAUAAGGAAAAGGGGGAUGUAGCCAUUAAACAAAUAGAAGCCAUAACGGCUGACUUAGGUAGUUUAAUACAAGAAAUGCAAGAUCUAUCCACGAAAACGCGUAAGAAGGAUGAUUUAGAUAUAGAUAACGUUGUACCUGCUCGAGAUAAUGUAGUUUUAAAGAAAAAUAAGAGUGAGUCGAGUUUAGACAGUCCAGACUUGGAGGUGUCUAGACUUAUGCGAAAACAAGUUAGUGCCUUCUGCGAUAGUAGCUCUUCGUUAGAAAUAUCGGGCAGUUCGGUCGAGAGUCUCAACACGGAGCACCGUUUGAACCGGCCGAUCAUAGUGGAAACGGUUGAAUCGAAACGGAUGCAGUUUUCGACGGAGAGUAGCAUGGAGUCGACCAGUGAAGUGACACCAGUGAACUUGAACGUGUCUAUUAGCUCGAACGAGAGCGUUUCCCCGAUAAUAUUUGGUGGAUCGAAGAAGAUACACGAUUCACUGUCCAGUUUGGAAGCUAGUGUUAGCUCCAUUGAGUCGGCGCGGCAUGAAAAAAUGAUGGUCACAUCAGCUGAUUCGGGGAUAGAGCACUCAUUGAAUCCAUCAGAAAUUAAAGAGGAUAGCUCCUCCAAUGAAGGCACGCUAACAAACAGUUCCAGUUUGAAGGACUCGGUGAAAACCUCCCAAGAUACGUUGACAUCGCCGAAACGCACUUCAAGUCUGCUAGAUGUGCCCGCACUGAAAUCUAAAGGUUUGGAGAGGAUGAGGAAGAUUUCCUGGGUGGCGCCGUCUCCGAGUUUCCACAUACCGAGACCCGAUCCGGACAAAUUGGAGAACAAAUUCCCAACGAAUCUGGAGAAGCUUUUGAGUCUCUUCCAACAUCCGAGCAGCCUGUUUUCGAGAACAACAUCAGAGGAGGAUAAGAAAUCGACAUCUAGCACUCCGCCUAGAAAAGAUUCAUCUUUAACAAGCUCGUUCUGGUCGUGGGCGAGUUCUUCAGAUAAAUCCGACAAGGACGAUAAAGAUUGUGACAGUCUGUCGGAAGCGACGGACUCCACUCUGUCUGAAAGGGUCCAAGUGUCGUUUGUGGAUGAAUCCUUUUCAAGGAAACUCGACAGUAAGACGCCGUCCACAGACACGGAGAACACAUUGAGCGAAUUCCAGAGCUUUCCGAACGCAGGAGACAACGUAGUUACCGAUAAAUCCACCGAUGAAAAAUUAGUACAAACAUUAGAUAUAAGUAAAACGGACGCAAGCUCGAACGGCGGUAAGCCGGGAGCGUGUGAUAUUACAGAUCUCAUUGUGCCCAACGAAACGAUUGAAAACGUAUGCGAGAAUCCGGAUCCCGUUGAGAAAGCUGACGCGAAAGUGGACGCAGAGUGUAAAGUUAUUGUUAAGUUAGAUGAGAAGCCGGUAGAUGUAAGGCCUCGAUCGUUCGCCUCUGUACUGAAGUCGACCGGCUCGGAGAACUCGUUAGAGAAACAAAGUCCGGACGCCGGGCAGCCAGUCGAUAAGCUCCCAAGUAAAGUAAUUCGAGGCAUCAAGGAAAACAUCAGCCCGGAGAACACCAUAACAGCCACCAUGUCCACGAAGGCGUUGGCGUAUGAAUUGACAGAUAGACAGAUUAAAAAUCAACCGAUAGUCAGCACGAUAUGGGAGAUAAAAACGCCCAUGUUGGAUAAAAAUGAACCGAAACUCGACGAAGUUAAGCCCCAAAGUGAUUUGGCACCGAUCGCCAAUAUUGAUGAAACCUGCGACGUGGCCGCAGACGAUUGUAUACAACUAGCGUAUAUAGAUGACGUUAAAGUCGACGACGACAAUAAAUUCAUUAAGGAAUUGGGAUCGGUCGAUGUUGCUAAAGACGCGCUUUCUUAUUUGGAAUACGAAAAUGAAAAGAAACAGAUCGAAGUGAAAGCUGAAUCAUCAUUGGCGCAAGAGUUGAAAGACGCCGAAAAGAAGGAACAGUUAGUGGAUCUAUCGCCGGAGUUAGUAUUGGAUGAGGCGCUAGAGUUGCCGGAAUUGCUGUCUGUUGAUAUAAAGGGCAAAAAGAGUUCACCGAUUAUACCGGAGCGGGCAAAGAUAAAGAAAUCGAACUCUCUAGAAGAUUUGACGAAACGCACGGAAAAGGAGAGUCCCAAAAUGAAGACGAUCGCCUUCAAAGUGCCAGAAAGCACUACGCCUCGUGAUAUACCAGAGAGACGGGGCAAAUUAAGAUCCAGAAGUGGUUCCAGUCCAAAAUCUCUGCCCGAGAGUUUGAACAAGCCGUGCCCGCUCUCGAAAAUGGACUCUAUAUUGAGUAAAAAAAAGAAAAAGGUGUCGUCUCUUGGGAAAAUGGCGAGAGAUUCGCUUCUAGCUUUGAAUAUGAGCGAGGAGGAGAUAGCGGAGUUUAGGCGGUCGUACAAACUCACCUCAGUGGAGAGUUUGCGCUCGUUGGAGUCGGUUUCGGAGGACGCCAAUUCACAGAGUGGGACGUCCAUAGACUCCAGGUGCCGGGCGUGUCUGCGGACGAGUCAGGAGAGUCUAAUGUCGCUUGACUCUAUAACCGAGGAUUGUCGAUGUUCGGAAUUCUGCGAGCGGCGCACGCAUUCGAAUAGAUAAGAGUUUUAAUGUUAAACGGGUAUUGCUUAAAAUAUCAUAGUUGAGAUGUAAAUUAUAUAGUAUUAUUGUAAAAAAUAUGUAUAGUUUCAGAUUUUAUAUGCCGCAUUAAGAUUUGAGUGAAGCGUGUUAAGCUUCUUAUUGGUUACGUCUCGCUCGUUCCGCGAUGGCAGACGAUUUUUUACCCUAAACACUUAUGCUAUAAGGUCGAAACUGAAUGAAUAAUAGGUCCUAAAUAUGUCAUAGCGUAGAACGAGUGCGACGCAACCCCCAUAUAGUCGAUCGGCUUCAUAUAAUGACGGACAUACAUACAUGUUAAUAUAUUUAUAGAUAUUUGGUACAUCAAAUUGAUGUACUCUGUUUUCUCUCAUAAAAGUAUAUCUAAAUAUAUCUUCGUAUAGCCACGUGAUACGAAAUCGUGAGGUCGUGUUAUUUAGUUUUUCUUUUUGGUCCUUCGAGCCGGAUUCGGACGGUUCGAGGACAAAUCAUGGGAUAUUUAAGUCUAACAUACUAAUUGAGGUAGGCGUUCUCUAUGCAUACACGAGAUAUGUAAAGUUUCGAGUUAAAAUUAUUAUAUUAUACUUACCUAAAUGUUUAAAAUGUAAUCGAAAUAAGUUCAGCAGUUGUACAACAGUUGAGUUACAAACACAUAAACGUACAUAGGUUACAGUAACGGUAGAGAAAUAGGAUUCCCUUGUUUUAGCCGAAAAGUGCAAUAGAAUAAUAAGACGCAAUUGAAAAAUUAGAAAUUUAACCAAAAAUGUUAAAAUAUAAACACAUAACAAUAUUAGAUAUAUACUGUGCAAUAUUCCAUUAGAGUUGAAAAUUAUUAGGCAUAAGUUGAAAACCGUUUUUUUGACGUGAUUUAAAACUUAGCCGCGUUUAUUGGCGAAUAUAUGGUUGCGAACUUCAAAAUUAUACGUAUAACUUUUAUAAAUUUAUAUUUUUAAAAUGUCGGGUUUAAAUGAAGUCUGACAAGGAUAUUUUAGCGUGCGUUUAUAUAGUUUAGAUAUUCCUUUAACGAUUCAUAGAUUUUUUUUUUCAAGUCGUAAACAAUUCUCAUAAAAUCUUUAGAAAAAUUUGCCUUUUGUGUAUGUAAUUUUUGCAUCACUCAAAUUCUGGCGAUAUUUAUAUAAUACUAGCUGCACCCGGCAAACGCUGUUCUGCCUUACUCUUAUCGUUUAGUGGUAUGAAAAAUAGAUGUUAGCCGAUUCUCAGACCUACCCAAUAUGCUUACCAAAUUUCAGAGGAAUCGGUCAAGCCGUUUCGGAGGAGUAUAGAGACUAACAUUGUGACACGAGAAUUUUAUAUAUAAGAUUGAAUUCCAACUAUUGCCACCGCUAAAAUAUUUUUGUGGAACUAUGAAUCAUUCAAAUUAUUUUAGAUGGCAACGCUAUGUUGUUAUAUAGAAAAAUUAUGUUUUUUUUAUAUGUAUGUAUCCAGCAAGAUUGUUGAAUUGUUGAAUAUUUAAGUACUGAUUGGCCGAUAGACGGAGAAUUUUUGUUUUUUUUUACAAUGUCACAUUUUUGUGAUCAUUAAGGUGCCAUUUCUAAUUCGUUUUCAUUGUGACAGAACUGCCGAAACGCAAGUCUUUCUCUGUAAUAAUGAAUAAAAUUAUCUCAAAAACGAACUACCCUCAAAAUUAUAUUAAUUUGAUAGCGUAUGGGAAAUCGUUUGUAGCCUUUUUCGAAAUACUGAAUAAAUCUUGAUUAGAUUUGAAAUAUAUUCUUGUAAUUAGUUUAUUCAUUGAUAAAGUGUUGCUAGUAUUUUUUUUUUCAUAUUAAGCUCGUUUUUUUGGAAUUUUUCAAUUUUUUUUUUUUAUCUUUUGCUCUCGUUUAAAAAAAGAGAACAAUUCAUUUAAAUGUUUCUAGAUUGUUCCAUUGUCCAAAUUGGUUGUAGUUUGUACUUAAAUUAUAUCAAAAUAAAAGGUCAGUACAUAAUUUUGUCGCACUGAUAAAGAGUAACUUAAUAUAUUUUUUUAUUGUCAUGAUUGUAGCUCGUUAUAUGCUGUGUCGAAUUGCAUACGAUUUUAAGAUUCUUAACUGGUAUGUGCUUAAUUUUUAUUAUCAUUAAAUUAAUGUGGCAACGACUCUUUUUUUUACAUUUGCUAGAUUAUUGUGGAAAGAAAUGUUUUUCGCGCCCUCACUAAUUCUAUUAGCAUACUCUAAAUUGUCUAUGAACUGCACAGAUUAUAUAACCACUAAUGCUGUUAUUUAAGUAACAAGGCAAGAGAAAUAGUGUAAUUUAUUUAACAAAGGAUUAAUCUCCUUUAUUUGUACGUACGUAGCCCCACUAAUUGCUUUAUGGAAGCUAUGGUUGACGCCAUUUUGAAAUGCAAAGUUUUUGGCGGGAAUUUUAUAUGUCAAAGUCAAGUUCCGCCAUUUUUUGUGUAUAUUAUCUGUAAAUAUCGCAUAGGCUUAAGCCCGUGUGACACGAUGGAUGCGUUUGUGCGAUUUUUUUUAUAAUAAAACGCAAGGGCUUUGUUUUUGUGUGAUGAAGUAAUGUAAUUUCGAAUAAUGUACAUUAAAUAUUUGAAUUUA
Molecule: messenger RNA, 8516 nt
Organism: Zerene cesonia (dogface butterfly)
Lineage: Eukaryota; Metazoa; Arthropoda; Insecta; Lepidoptera; Pieridae
Exons: 13
Coding region: 265-5979 (1904 amino acids)
Molecular function (GO): protein binding
Source: RefSeq, a predicted model, not a curated record